CUGUGUCGCUAACUUCUUCUCCCUUCCCCCCCAGACUGUGCUGACGUCAUGGUCUACCGGCCUGUACACGGCCACCGAUGGCGGCCUGUCCCUGCGCUCGGCCAUGGUCCUGCUGCCGUCGCACUGGUCCACCCGUGCCUGCCACCCGCCCGCGUCAAGCAGGCCGCCCGCGCCGCCCACGCAGCCCGCACACAUGUUGAUCUCGCCCCCUCACCCCGUGUUUGCAGACGCGCCCUGGACGCAACAGAGCGGCGGGUGCGGGCAGCAGGGGAACUUCAUCCAGAUGGGCGUGGGAUUCCUGGAGUCAGCCAACACCUCCUCCGCCCACGCCGUCCGCGCCGCGAGUCAGCUGGUGGGCGAGUGGGGCAAAUACCGCUGGGGGCUCUUCUCCGAGGCAGGCUACGCCGGCGACAACCUGUACCUGCCGUGGUACCGCCAGGGGCCAGACUGGGCGGCCACCGUGUGCACCGACGCCCACGCUGGCCCGCCGCCCUGCCAUCCCGAUCACGCCCAUCACUGCUCGUGGCCGCCAGAAGCACACCGGAACGCCACCUCCUCCCUGCUGUCGCUGCCGAACCUCCCGCAGGUGACGAAGUUCUGCGACUCGAAGACUCACAACCGGGAGGCGCCGACGAAGCAGAACGUCUUGUGCGGACGUCGCUCUGCCUGGGAGGUCAUGCUCGAGCACCCUGACUUCAAGGCCAAACGUCUUUUUGAGGUCGGGGGAACAAGCGAAGAAAGUUUUGAGAAAGAGGGAGGGGAAAAAAGCAAGAAAAAAAGUUAA
Molecule: messenger RNA, 784 nt
Organism: Penaeus monodon (black tiger shrimp)
Lineage: Eukaryota; Metazoa; Arthropoda; Malacostraca; Decapoda; Penaeidae
Product: calcium-activated chloride channel regulator 1-like
Exons: 3
Coding region: 104-784 (226 amino acids)
Source: RefSeq, a predicted model, not a curated record